Molecule: messenger RNA, 1032 nt
Organism: Hyaloscypha bicolor E
Lineage: Eukaryota; Fungi; Ascomycota; Leotiomycetes; Helotiales; Hyaloscyphaceae
Exons: 3
Coding region: 1-1032 (343 amino acids)
Cellular component (GO): membrane
Source: RefSeq, a predicted model, not a curated record
AUGUCCGGAGCAUCGAGCUGGUUGCAGAAAAUGAGAAAGGGGGAGCUAGUAGAGCUGUGCGAUUCCGUGGGCUACAAAGACUACGAAGGGCAGAAGAAAACCGAUAUCGAAGCCGGCCUGGAUGAGUAUCUCACCAAGAACGCCGCCCAACACUCCAGCGACCCGCGACUUGCCCAAUUCUACAAGACGAGAGGUCGUGGUGACAGCUCUCCAGUGAAGAGGGAAUCUGCAUCUGCUCUAUCAGAUGCCGAAACCAAGGUCAAGCAAGUCAAGCGCAGAGUUACAAAGGCUGCAGAGGAGUUUCUUCCAACCGAUGAUUCAGAAAUCGAGCCGGCAACUACACGCGCGCGUACCGCUCUGACCCGAACCCCUCGCGCAUCUGCGCUUGCUUUCGCAUCCAGUGUUCCGUUACCUCCGUCGCCAGCUGUUGUUGCCGACGCGAUUGAUCGUCGCACACAAGCUUUGCGCACGAGAGUUUCAAAGGCCUAUAAGCAAUCAGGACUCACCGAGACCGCAGAAGCUACGCGUGAAACACUAUCAACGGUUGUGGCUGUCCAAGUGCUCAUCUUUACCUUUGAACUCUAUAACUUGCGAAAGGAGCUCCUUGCCGACCGAUACGCGUUCACGAUCCCAUCGAUCGCGCUCCUCGGCACAGGUCCAUACGAUGUCGAAAUCCCAGAUCUCUUCCUGCUCUUGACAAGCUCAUUCUGGGGCCCCGCUACGUUGUGGGCUUUCACCAGCUUCAUCGUCCCGCUCGUCUCCGCAUACUUCUUCAACUUGACCGCCAAGCCCUCAAGGACUCGAAGCCACAGCACGCAUUUCACCUAUGCCUUUGAUCCCUUGACAUUCAGCAUCGUGAAGGCGCUACUGACAUUCGUCGUCUACGGACAGGAUGUCACGUUCGGCGGAUUAGUAGAUCUCGAGUAUGUUGCCAGGAUCAACUCGGCUCUCUAUGGCGGCUGGCAAGGUGUUCUUGUUGGAACUGGCAUUGGCUCUCUGGUCACAUUGUACGAGGCUGUUUUGAAGAAAUAG